This is a messenger RNA of Betta splendens (Siamese fighting fish), 1811 nucleotides long. RefSeq names its product endonuclease domain-containing 1 protein-like. Bases 399 to 1415 code for a protein of 338 amino acids. Lineage: Eukaryota; Metazoa; Chordata; Actinopteri; Anabantiformes; Osphronemidae. The record is from RefSeq and is a predicted model, not a curated record. The transcript is spliced from 2 exons. Gene Ontology annotation, molecular function: nucleic acid binding; hydrolase activity; metal ion binding.
AUGUGAUCCCAACAUGGUUUUAUUUUAAUUUGACCACAAUUAUUAGAUUUAGUGCCAGUAGAAGAGUCACUGGAUCCGUGUGCGGCUGCAGAGUAAACAGUGAAGAUGCUCACACAGUAAACAGGAAGCGUUUGUUUCCAUAGGGCCAGAGGUCAUGCUACCGUCAACCUGUUGUUAUGGAAAGAGAUGUUCCUCAAAACAUUCUUUACUUUACUUACUGGGAAAGAAAAGAGAGUAAAAGCAAACGGAACAUUUUUGACUGAGCAGGAACUUUAAAGCCUGUGGGUCACAGUGGGAGACGACGAGGUACAGGAAGAGCUGAGAGAUUAGAAAAGGGCCUGAGCUGCUCUCAGAGACUAUAAAGCCACGGGGCUGGUAAUAGCCUUUGAAAAGCAGCAAUGGGUUGGCUACUAGUAAAAGAUAAGCGUUUGCAUAUUCCUUAUCACUGGAGCUGUAGUAGAGGCAAAGCUUCAGAGGGAUUAAACGCCCUGUGGAGACACACAGCACCUGCCGCCAUGACUCUCUACAGAGCAGAUCCGGUGCUCAUCUGCCUGCUCGUCACCGCGAUGGCUGCAGCGGAGGUGCAGGACAAAUUCUCACCCGAGUGCAAGAGGUUCCUGUACAUGGGGACGCAGCCUCGAGGGCUGGAGGAGCAGCCUUUUAAGAGGAUCUGCCACUUCUACGCUGGGAAACCGCGCUUCGUGACCCUGUACGACUCCUUCAACCACAUCCCCGUUUAUUCCGCAUACACCUUCAAGCGCUCCGACGGUUUCAAGAAGGUGGACGUUCCCUGGAUGUAUGAACCACAGCUUUCCACAACCUCUGGCUCCAGAGAAAUGCAGCAGUUCCCCUCAGAAAACAUUCACAAGAGCUUCGAGGACGCUCAGGCUGUUCUGGACGACUACUCGGACAGCGUGAUCUACGAACGCGGUCAGCUGAGUCCAGACGAGCACCAGGCCAACCCCGACGACAAGGCGGCCACCUACACCCUGACCAACGUGGUCCCUCAGGUCAGAGAGUUCAACAUCGGGCCCUGGAAGGACCACGAGCACAUCAUCCGCAAGAGGCUCAACAACUACUGCCGCGGCGCGGCCUACAUGAUCACUGGGGUCACCACCUCGGGUCACACCAUUCGCCGUCACAACAUCAACCGCCUGGGCAUCCCCACCUACCUGUGGUCGGCCUACUGCUGCGUUGACUUUGACCACAAUGCGCCUUUCUCUGAGCGCUCAAAGUUCCCGGCCUUUGCAGCUUACGGGCUCAACGACAGGGAGAAUAAUAAGGUCCAGGAGACGACCGUGCAGGAGCUGGAGAACUUCCUCAAGAGGGUCACUUAUGUCAGCAGCUCUUUCCAGAUCUUCUACGACAACUGCAUCCCUCCUAACAGUCCAAACAGCGCCCUGCACCUGCCCUGAGGGCAUUCAGCAGCUUCAUGUUGACAUAGAUAAUAAUAUAAAUCAGCAAAAACAAUGUUUGGUAUUUUCAUAGUAUCAUUUAGUUUCACUGGGUCUUGAAAAAUGUCAAAUUUAAAAUGAUCUCAAAAACAUUAUGAUUGGUUCUGAGUCAACAUUGGUCAAAUAAAAAAAUAUCAGUCCCUUUGGUAAACUUGGUCCUUUUUUUUACAGGUAGUAGCUUAUCUCACUUUAAUUCUGACAUAUAUAAACCUGGAGCCUGGUGUCGAGUCUAGUGUACUCUGUAAGCCUUUUGUUGAGCACAGAUUAGAUCACCAGCUUUACAUUUUCACAUUCAUCUUCUCAAGUGUACCGCUGUAAGUGACACACUGCUCCCAGCAGAACUCCUUCACACCAGUU